Molecule: messenger RNA, 2008 nt
Organism: Daphnia pulicaria
Lineage: Eukaryota; Metazoa; Arthropoda; Branchiopoda; Diplostraca; Daphniidae
Product: platelet-derived growth factor receptor alpha-like
Exons: 9
Coding region: 996-1631 (211 amino acids)
Source: RefSeq, a predicted model, not a curated record
UUUAAGGAAGUAAGCCGCAGCGGAAGUGAUACUGGCAAACUCUUUCUGCUACGUUAUUUCCAAUUUUACCAACCCUGUGGUCGUUGACAUUACCGAGGAAAUGUAAUCUCGAACCGCGAUCACUCGAUAUAGGCCACAAUAAGGCUCCGUUCACCAAAAAUAAUGGAACCUGCAAGGCGGGGCAUUUGUUUCUCGCAUGUCAUAAUCAACUCAAAGCUCUGAUCGUAAUUUUGGAACUGUAUCGACUUCAACUCUUUGUUUCUCCAGUGUAAAUGUUCCGAAAAAUAGAAAAACAACUUUGGCUGCCAUUCAAUUGAAAAUGCAUCUCCUAUCAGAUGCGGUACUGAUAUUCGUCUUGAUAUUCGUCUUACUGGGAAACUGUUGCCAGCCACUACUAAUAGGUGGUGGAGUCAAAGUGACACUGUUGACUCGUCGAGUCAAACUGGGCAAUCGACUCGAAAUAGAAUGCCGUGCUGAGCCGGGAGAGAGAGCUGGGUCACCCGUGGUUUUAUCUUGGCGAUGGAUAUCUAACGGUGCAGUAGUUGAACUCGACCAUAAUCGCCUCCCACCAGGAGCCGAAAAGAUAUUGAAUAUAAUAAACCGUUAUCAAGAUAUCGGUUUCACUUUCAUUGCGUCUGUCGUCAGUCGCAUUCGGUGGACGGCUGUCCCAAAAGAUGCUUCGGGCAUCUACCAGCUUGUCGAGAUUUGAACGAUGUCAGUCAGUCAACAAGCAACGCCACCUUGAUCGUAGCCAAUUCGAGCCAAAAUGAGGAUGGUCACACUAUCACGGACGAAUUCAGGAUCAGGAAAAUAAAGUUCACAUUUUCCAAAGUGGAUUGACUUUCAAUUUGACGUGCCUUACUAGUGUCGGUCAAGUUGAAUGGCUGGGACCUCAAUCAGUGGAGGAUGAUGAGUACUAUUACCGAGAAAAAGAGAUCCCUCUCAGAUUUCGGUGGUCUAAAAAAAUAAAAUUCAAGGGGUCUACUUCUGUCCUGAUGGUCCGUAACGCCAGUUAUUUGGACACGGGCUAUUACACUUGCUACAAUAAAAAUAAUUUCAACGUCAUCGACCGUCAAUUUGUUUACGUCGAAGAUCCCCAACAUCUGAUUCUUCCACCGGUCAUGCAGCCGGUGGGUCAAUAUCGAAACUUACGAGUCAUUGGCUAUUAUUCGGAAUCCGAUGUCCAGGUUGGCUGUGGUCCGACUCAUUCGUCUGUUCGAGUUAUCCUGAAAAAAUUAGACAACGAAAUCAAAGCAAUUGCAUCCUCUGAAGAAGCGGAUGGUCUAAUCAACGACUGGAGUUUCAAUCCAUUUGAAGGAUUCAAGAUCAACAUGGUCUAUUCUUGGGAGAUGAUGGGUCAAUACCAGUGCGAGGCCACACGGUCUAAUUCGAGCAAAAAGAGUGUCCCUACUAAAUUCAAAAUUGAAAUUCAUGGAUUGCAAGUACACAGCAAUUUCGAUCCUUUUACUCCGAUCGUCGAAGGAGAUCAAAUCACUUUGACGUGUCACAGUAAAAACAAAGACGUGAUGGACCUGGCCUGGCGAUGGCUGCCUGCUGUUCCACUGCCUUACCAAACUAUCCCAUUCAUGGAAAUCAACGCUACUCGUCUCCCAGCAGGCCUGAAUUCCUAAUCUUGAACUUAUUUAGUUAUUUUAGUCUCAAUUACAACAAAAUAUUUAAAUUGACAGACGGGAAAGGUUAUUUGCUACCGUUCGAGAACGAAACCAGCGAUCAGGAUUACCCAUCGCCUUUGGGAAUGUUCUAGGUGCACCGAUUGAAAUGGACCAACUUUCCCGUGGAAGCUAAUGGAAUAUACCAGUGCUACGACGCUAAUAAUUUAAAUAUUCCUGUCAGCAACAUCACAGUCAAUGUCGCUGAUUCAAAUGCUCCAGUAAUAAUCGAUUCAGAAGAUGAAGAAAUUUACGUUUAUCCAGGAAACGAAUUGUCACUGGAAUGCAGCGACAAUUCAGCAUUUCCAAAGCCCAAAAUCCAGUGGUUUAUGAGAAUU